AUGGAACAUGAUUUCGCCAUGGUACGGAGCGUGUGCGAGUGCGUGGAACUCCGCCGUCUCCUUCUGCGAGCAAGUUAUGAUGACUCAGUUUUUAUAAUUUUAAAUUCUUAUUUUUCCUUGUUACGCGCAUUUUAUCCUUUGAAUUCAAGAACUCGAGAGACAAAUCAGCAUAAAAAUAUGCCUCACUUUAGUGGUAGAUGUCUGAGCACUGCUAAGCUUCUUGGAAAAACUGCCUUAGUUACUGGUUGUAACACUGGCAUAGGAAAAGAAACUGUUCUGAAUUUUUAUAAGAGAGGUGCUAAAGUGAUCAUGGCUUGCCGUAGCAUAGACAGAGCCGAAGAAGCGAAACUUGAUAUCGAGAAGAAAUGUAAGGAUUUAAGCGAGACUGGCACAAUUGUGUUAGCAAAAUGUGAUCUUGGUUCAUUACAGUCUGUGCGAGAAUUCGCCCAAAGCAUUUUAGAUACGGAACCACAAAUUAACAUACUUGUGAAUAAUGCCGGAGUUAUGAUGUGCCCUAAAAGUGAAACCGAGGAUGGUUUUGAAACACAAUUUGGAACCAAUCACUUGGGACAUUUUUUGUUGACUAUGCUACUUCUACCACGCAUUAGGAAUAGUACUCCAGCCAGGAUAGUGACUGUUUCAUCGGGGGCGCACAGGCGAUCGGCCGUUAAUUUUGAUGACUUGAAUUAUAACACGAGGACAUACAAAGCCGCUGAAGCGUACGCACAAAGCAAAUCUGCCAACAUAUUAUUUUCUAGAGAACUAGCAGCCAAACUUAAGGAACACAAUAUAGAAGGUAUCAAUACAUACAGCUUACAUCCAGGCAUGGUUAAGACUGAGCUGGGUCGUCAUUUGGACGACUCGUUAUUCAGGGGUGCUCGGCAAUUAAUUGGCUUUAUGUUACGGCCCUUUAUGAAGACGGCCGAGCUUGGCGCGCAAACAUCGAUAUACUGCGCAGUAGAUGAGAAGUGUGCUAAUGAAACUGGAUUGUACUACAGCGAUUGUGUAGCUACGGCGCCCAUGGCGACAGCGGCGCGUGACGAAGACGCUAAGAAACUGUGGGACGUGUCAGUAGAGAUGGUUCGUCUCGGUGAUUUCAAUCCAUUUACAGCCAAUGACCCAGGCGUUAAAACUAAGUAA
Molecule: messenger RNA, 1140 nt
Organism: Arctia plantaginis
Lineage: Eukaryota; Metazoa; Arthropoda; Insecta; Lepidoptera; Erebidae
Source: the annotation of a GenBank genome assembly